This is a messenger RNA of Megalobrama amblycephala (Wuchang bream), 5384 nucleotides long. Its product is annotated as extracellular calcium-sensing receptor-like. Gene Ontology annotation, biological process: G protein-coupled receptor signaling pathway. Gene Ontology annotation, cellular component: membrane. Bases 286 to 2862 code for a protein of 858 amino acids. The record is from RefSeq and is a predicted model, not a curated record. Gene Ontology annotation, molecular function: G protein-coupled receptor activity. The transcript has 6 exons. Lineage: Eukaryota; Metazoa; Chordata; Actinopteri; Cypriniformes; Xenocyprididae.
GAAAUAUGACUAAAAAUGAUAUCAAUGUCUUCGAAUAAAUAGGCCAGCUCAUGUGAUUUUCAAUGAAACCUCCUAAUUUUGAGAAAACAACUUUUAUAUUUCCACCAUUUACAGUUUGGUCUGCAUUAUAUUUUCAGUGAGGUUUGUCAGAUUUAAAAAAAAAAAAAAAAAAAUCACCACGAUUACAUACAUUUGUUCAUUAUGUGCUCUUGAGGAGCCUAACAAAGACUAUAUAAACAAACGCAUCAUCAUCAGAAGAGUAAGGGAGGGCCCAGAGUCUUUGUGAUGCUUGUCUUUGGGUUCUUGCUGCUCUGCAGCAUUAAAACAAAAGGGGAAACGACUAACUGUAGUAUUAUAGGGCAACCAGAGUACCCCCUGCUUUCCAAGGAUGGAGACAUUAUCAUCGGAGGAGCUUUUUCAAUUCACAGCAAAAUAAAUUUGGAAAUGCAAUCAUUUACAGAAAAACCUCAUCGUCUAUUGUGCACCAGCCUUAAUUUGAGAGAAUUCCGCUUUGCUCAGACCAUGAUCUUUGCCAUUGAGGAAAUUAACAGCAAACAGACGUUACUCCCAAACAUUUCGAUUGGAUACCAAAUAUAUGACAGCUGUGGUUCCACAUUAGCCUCUAUGAGGUCAUCAGUGGCUCUGAUAAAUGGUCAGGAGUUGACAGCAGAACACACCUGCCCUGGAAAAACAUCAGUUAAAGCUAUUAUUGGAGAAUCUGAGUCUUCCUCAACCAUUGUACUGUCCAGAGCAACAGGGCCCUUCAAGAUUCCUGUGAUUAGCCAUUUUGCUACCUGUGCCUGCCUGAGCAACAGAAAGCAGUUUCCUUCUUUCUUCAGGACUAUUCCCAGUGAUUACUACCAGAGCAGAGCACUGGCCCAGCUAGUCAAACACUUUGGCUGGACAUGGGUUGGAGCAGUGAGAAGUGAUAAUGAGUAUGGAAACAAUGGCAUGGCAACCUUUGUAGAGGUAGCUGAGCGAGAAGGAGUAUGCAUUGAGUAUUCAGAGGCCAUAUCAAGGACAAAUUCCAAAGAGAAGACUGCUAAGGUUGUUGAAGUAAUAAAAAGAGGCACUGCUAAAGUUCUUGUGGCAUUUCUGGCACAGGGUGAAAUGGAUGUGUUACUGGAAGAAAUUAUCAGACAAAAUGUAACUGGGCUACAGUGGGUAGGCAGUGAAUCCUGGAUAACAGCGAGAUACUUAGCAACAGAGAGAGUUUCAAAAGUUCUUGGUGGAGCAGUUGGUUUUACAAUUAGCAAGUCAAAAAUCCCAGGCCUGAAAGAAUUCCUGCUUAAGGUUCAUCCAUCUCAGAACCCUUCAAAUGCUCUACUGAGGGAAUUUUGGGAGAUGACAUUUGGAUGCCGUCUCUCUUCAACAAUCAGUUCUGAAGUUGAGUAUGAAAAGUUUUGUGAUGGAUCUGAAAAUCUGAGUAAUGUGAGUAAUGCAUUCACGGAUGUAUCUGAGCUAAGGAUUUCAAAUAAUGUAUAUAAGGCAGUCUACGCUAUAGCUUAUGCACUUCAUAACACAAUGGCUUGCAAAACCUCAAACAGUUCACCUGAAAAUAUAACAUGUGGAAAUAAGGAUUUAAUGGUUUCCAGCCAAGUACUGCAUUCCCUCCAAAAUGUGAAUUUCACAAUGACCUCAGGUCAGAAAGUAUACUUUGACAAAAAUGGAGACCCUACGGCAAGAUAUGAGCUAAUAAACUGGCAGAAAAAUGGAGCAGGGGAAACUAAUUUUAUCACUGUAGGACACUAUGAUGCCUCACUACCCAGUGAACAGCAGUUUGUCAUGAAUUCUAUCAAUAUUAUUUGGGAAGGAGACAGUUACCUGAAACCAAGCUCAGUGUGCAGUGAGAGAUGCCAGCUAGGUUUCAGACAAGCUGUGAUCAAAGGGAGACCAGUGUGCUGCUUUGAAUGUUUGCGGUGCCCUUCUGGAGAAAUCAGCAACACUACUGAUUCUGCUGAAUGCAUCAAAUGUCCUUUAGAGUACUGGUCAAACGAAAACCACAGUAUGUGUGUUCUCAAGAAGGUGGAGUUCCUUUCAUUCAAGGAAAACAUGGGGAUACUUUUGUCUGCAUUCUCAUUAACCGGGGUGUCUUUAACAAUUGCAGUUGCACUGGUGUUUUACAACUUCAUAGAUACACCUCUUGUGAAGGCCAGCAAUGCAGAGCUGAGCUUCCUGCUUCUCUUCUCAUUGUCUCUGUGUUUUCUCUGUUCACUUACUUUUAUUGGUAAACCUACUGAGUGGUCCUGUAUGUUGCGUCACACAGCAUUCGGGAUCACUUUUGCCCUUUGUACGUCUUGUGUUCUGGCAAGGACAAUAGCAGUGGUAAUGGCCUUCAAGGCCACAGUGCCUGGAUCAAGUGUCCCUCAGUGUUCAUUGCCUUUACAAAGAAUUAGCGUUUUCUGUUGUACUCUUUUUCAGGUAAUAAUAUGUACCCUGUGGCUGGUAUUAGACCCUCCAAUGCCAUAUAAAAAUAUUACUCAUUCAUUAGAUAAAAUAAUACUUGAAUGUUAUCUAGGCUCAGCUAUAGGUUUCUGGGCUGUACUGGUUUAUAUAGGGUUGCUCUCUGUCCUAUGUUUCAUUUUGGCUUUUCUGGCUCAAAAGCUUCCAGAUAACUUCAAUGAAGCCAAAUACAUCACAUUCAGUAUGCUCAUAUUUUGUGCUGUUUGGAUCACAUUUAUCCCAGCUUAUGUCAGUUCUCCUGGAAAAUUCACUGUGGCUGUGGAGAUAUUUGCCAUCUUAGCUUCUAGUUUUGGUUUGUUAUUUUGUAUAUUUACACCAAAGUGCUACAUUAUCUUACUCAAGCCAGAGCAAAACACAAGGAAACAUAUCAUGGGCAAAACCCAUAAUAAAUCACAAUAAAUGUAUUAUCCACUCUCAAAGCAAUUUACACUAGAACCAUGGAAUUUAACUUUAAAUACAAAUGUAAGGUUACACUUUAUUAAUUCAAAUAAUAAUAAUAAAAAAAAACAACCUUCUAAUAUGAGACCUACCCCAUAAAAAAUAAAUAAAUAAAUAAAUAAAUAAAAUAAAAAGCAUAGAUCUGAACAUACUGCACUUGGGGAACUAUUUUUUCUGAAAACCGCAGCUUAUGUACUUAUCUGAUUCACUAUAUUUUAUGCAUGAAUUUAUUAAAUUAUGAAAUCCCAUAGCAAGAGAAUGUUUCAUUACACUAAAAUAAGAAUAUAAUAAUUUUCAAGUUGAUCUCUUUUUAUCAAAAUGGUUUAUUUAGAGAGAGUUAGGCCUACAUCUGUAGUAGACACCAUGUAUUAGGAGACAUAAAAUAAACCAAUUGCAAUAUCUAAGAAAACGAUAAAAAAAGCCUUUUAAAAACCAUUAACCUACAACAAUCGUUAUGAAAUUUGAAUAAAUAAAUAAAUAAAUAUGACAUACUAACAAGUCUACUAAGUGAAACAAACAAACACACAAAUAAAUUAAACCACAAGGAACAACUUUUUGGUGCCUAAAGCACUAGCACUGUACUAUCAGUUGAAAAAGUAAAAUACAAACACAAUUAUAUAAAUAAAAGUGUUACUAGUGUCUGUCUAUUGAAGCAUAUUUGUAACAAUGUAUAUGGAUUUGCGAUUACCUAAUUUAGUGAAGUCAGUAAAGAUAGGCCUUAAAGGUGGUUUGGGAUUGGACCCACUGAAACAGAAUCUAAGAGCACAGUUUCUUCUUUCAGUCUUCUUAAAUGCUUACUUUUUGACAAAGAUGGCAAACAUGUAAUCAUGCAAUAAAUGAGUCCUAAUGUUCCACACUCAGUUUAAAUAUAUAUAAAUCAAAAUUUGCUCAACACAACCUGAACCUGACGCAAGUCAAAUUGUUGCUUAGAACCAUUUUGAAUAUUGUCACCUUUACUGAGCAGUCUAAAAUUAGCCCGAAGCUUACAGAACCGAUGAACUUAUGAUCAAAAUUUAGCUGGCGUAAAUCCAACACUCAAGGCCAUUCCAGGAAACAUUAGUGAUAAUUAGUAAGAUACAGUAUAAUAUUAAUUUCAUGUUAGUUGAAACCAGGUAACAUAUGACUGAUUGAGCUCUGAGAAAGUGUGUUUGAUUGUACUUUAAUUCCAAACACACACAAUACCUCCAAGAUAUUCAAUGGAGAGGAGUCCCUUGCAAAUAUAAGCUCACAUUUCACAGAUGUGUUUGAUGUUAGUCUUAUUUAUAUUGUCUACAAGGCAGCACACAUCCUGUUGCUAUAGAAUGACUGAUAACUUGUGAGAAGGGGAGGGUCCCCAACAAGAGAAAAGGAAAAUCCAGCCUUGACAGGUGUGUUCUUUUGAUCUUCUGUACUGUCAUUUUCUGGAAUUCCGAAGUGUUGUUCAAAAGCAGGGUUUGGCAACUAUUCUCCCACUGUGUUGUCUACAUAGACUCUUAUUACAAAGUAUGAACACUAGGGAGAGAUAUAGGACUAGAAAAGAGUGAGCAUAAGAGUAGACAAGAAUGUGUACAUAUGGAGAGAGUUCAGUCGGGAAUAAAGAGUGAUUAAUCAAAUCAAAUCAGCUUUUAUUGGACAAGUAUGCAUAACAUACAAGGAAUUUUUCACUGGUAUCAAUCGUUCCACAUGUAUAUGUGCUGUAUUGUAAUACUUGCAGAUACCAAUAUAAAAUGCUUUACAUACAACUACACAACAGCAUAAAAAUUAUUAACAGAUAUUGCCCUUAAUUACGAUAUUACACAAGAGAGGGAGAAAAAAAAUGACAUAAAUAUAAAUCAGAUAAGAUUAAAAGUCUUUAUGGCUACUGGAAAAAGCUAUUCCGAAAUCCGUUAGCCCUUGAUUUAACUAAACUAUAAUGCCUUCCAGAAGGUAAAAGUCUGAAAAGCUUGUGUGCAGGAAGAUGAGGGUUAUAGACAAUUUUCUCUACCUGUUUCAUGACACAUAACAAAUGCAGAUCCUGAAGGGAGGGUAAAUCAGUCCCUAUAAUGCAUUCAGCCAUUCUGACCACAUUCUGAAGCUUAUACCUAUCUUCUUGAGUGGUGGAACUGUACCGAACACUGAAUGAUGAGCACAGGACCGAUUCAAUUGUAGCCCUGUAAAAUUUACACAUGAUUCCCCUUGACAGGUUGUACUUCCUUAAUUGACGGAGGAAAUACAUCCUCUGUUGUGCUUAAUGUGAUUAAUGAAGGAAUUAUUGUGCCAGUGUGUCUUUAAUUGGUAAUUAAAGUUAAACAAUAGUACAACAAGUUGGCAACGAGGUUAUCUGUAUCUAUAUUACGUGACACUACACUGAAUUCUCCAUUCCCACACUUGUUUUUGCUGUAGUGUAAGGCAUUACUAAUCAAUUUUCAGUUAUAUUUUACUUGACACGUGUUCAGUAACGCUUGCGUUACAACAAACUUUUAGCCCAAAAUUUAAUUGUUAAAAAAAAAAAAAAAAAAAACAGC